AACCGUAGCUUCGUUUUAAAAUCCGCUAAGGAAACUUGGAUUUCUGUGACUUGAAUGAAGAUUGCCACGAAGGACGUUCGACCUGCCUUCUCUUGAAAAUAAUGAUAGUCCACAUGUUUUUAUAAAUAAGUUUGUUUUCUGUGAACUGUCAGUCCCGCGCGGUGUCCCAUUGUUUGUGUCGGUGUUAUGGCUUUGAGAGGAUGUUAACAUUAUUGAACUAAUUUCCGUGUAACUGAUAUUUCACAUUUCAUGGGAUUGCACUUCGGGUGCCGGUCAGUGUGAUGCGGGCGGCGGUGCUGCUGGCGGCGGUCGCACUGUGCCAUGCUGCCUCGCUGGACUCCGAGCUGGGUGUUGGCAAGUCCAUCAAUAUAUUUAUGAGAUAUGGCUACCUCAGCAUCUGCAUGCGCGUGGUCCCGAGAAACGACACGGAGGGCUGGGUGUUCCGGGAACCCACCGUGUCCGUAUUCAGGGAUGUGGAACAGCUGGCCAUCGCGCCCAAGCCCCGCCAGGCCAAGACCCUCUUCGAUGGAGAUUUCCACAUGGAGUUCUGCGAUAACUUGAAGCAGCUUCUCCAGGCGUACUUCAGGGAUUUUAGUUUUGAAAGAUUAGAGCGGCCAUGGCGCGCGUUCACGGCGGGCUGGCCGACAGACAUAAUGGCGCGGAACCUCGGCAUCAAUUCCUCCUUCAUCACCGGCGACCACUGCUACGUGCUCGUCAGAGUCUCGAGGUUCCGCGAGAUAGCCAAGUUAAAAGACCUGCCGCCAAACAUAGCGGUGGAAGACGUGGUCUUCGAUGCCAUAGAGGAUACUACCAUAGGUGAUACGGUCACUAUUGCUGACUUCAUCAGGAAAUAUGGAUCACAUUAUAUUGCCUCGUAUAUUACGGGUAAUUCUUUGUAUCAGGUAUUUGUGUUCACCCGGAGCGUGUACUCUCGGAUCAAGGAGCGGGUGAAGACGCGCGGCAUCGCCAGCAUCCCCGCGUCGGAGAUCAACAAUCUGUUCUCGCCGCUCUUCGCGGAGCAUGUCGGCGCGCUCAAGGUGUUUGUGUUCUCUAGAACCGCUUACUCUAUGAUCAAAGAGAGACUUAAAAGCAAAGGCGUUGCGGACAUAACGGCCAAAGAGUUGGAGGGCUAUUUCUCGCCCUGGCAGGCGAAACAUAUCGGCCAGAUUAAGGUGGCCAGCGGUAACAAAACAGUAGAAAGCUGGGCGAUGAAGCGACUAAGAGUGCAUUACUAUAUCUUCUCCUACCCAAGUCUACUUAAACUGCACGGAGAGCCAUCUCUACUCAGAAACCUCGACACUCUUCUCGGCAACGAAGCCUUGCUCCAACUGGAACUAAAGACUUUAUCACCAGCGUUCAAAGACAUAAAGAAGAAAAAGUGGUUCGAAGAAGUGAUAGACAAUUAUUUAAAACUCUGGGAGAGUAAUAUGUGACGAAUAGAACAAUUUUAGGUGAAUUAAAUGUGUUGUGAAUGUGAUACUGGUUGUGUGUUUAGAUUAGUUUACUGCGAAACGAAUGUAGAUGGCGCUAGUCAGUGUUGCCAACUAAGUGGAAUUUCCACUAGAUCUGGUGGUUUAG
Aricia agestis (brown argus) is the source of this 1578-nucleotide messenger RNA. It is a transcript of the gene tsl, whose product is annotated as torso-like protein. The record is from RefSeq and is a predicted model, not a curated record. Bases 282 to 1433 code for a protein of 383 amino acids. The transcript has 8 exons. NCBI's taxonomy places the organism in Eukaryota, Metazoa, Arthropoda, Insecta, Lepidoptera, Lycaenidae.